AUGAACGCACUAACGGAUCCAAAGAUAUGGCUUGAAGAUGCCAUAUAUAAAAAAUAUAUAAGAGUAUUUGAUUAUGAUUCGUUUAGAGAUAUCAAGCAUGUCUCAACGACAACGUUAAAAGAUGUUAAAAAAGCUCAAAUAAAAUGCGGCAAGAAGGUGAUCCUUGAAUAUUUAAAAGAUGAUGUAUAUGAGAUCGAAGAUAAAUAUUACACGAGUUUUGUCAGAGAGGUGCAAAAUAUAAUGAAGCUAAAUAAUAGUGAAAAUAUAAUCAAAUUUUUAGGAAUUAGCAAAGAUCCUUCUCUGAAAUUUUAUUGUAUUGUCUUUCAAUGUGCAUACGGCGAAGAUCUUAGGAUUUAUUUGAAGAAAAAAUCUACUGAACUAAGUUGGCCUGCCAGAGUACAAAUGGCAAAGGGGGUUAUUAAUGGCAUGCGUGAUGUUCAUCGUGAAAAUAUUGUUCACUGCAAUUUGAAUCCUAAAAAUAUUCUUGUAUACAAUGACAGUCCAGUGAUCAAGGGAUUUGAUGCCUCUAUAUCACUUGAUGGAUUUUUGGAAACCCGUGAAGAGUAA
Messenger RNA from Acaulospora morrowiae, 567 nucleotides. NCBI's taxonomy places the organism in Eukaryota, Fungi, Glomeromycota, Glomeromycetes, Diversisporales, Acaulosporaceae. The record is from the annotation of a GenBank genome assembly.